This is a messenger RNA of Actinia tenebrosa (Australian red waratah sea anemone), 2030 nucleotides long. Its product is annotated as pantetheinase. NCBI's taxonomy places the organism in Eukaryota, Metazoa, Cnidaria, Anthozoa, Actiniaria, Actiniidae. The record is from RefSeq and is a predicted model, not a curated record. Gene Ontology annotation, molecular function: hydrolase activity, acting on carbon-nitrogen (but not peptide) bonds, in linear amides.
UGGGAAACGUUUGACCAACGUAUCAAACCAUGAUUCAGUAGGAUUCAGUGAUUUCUACAAGUGUACCAAGUGUUACAAAUGACAUCAUAGUUAUCAUAGUUGGUGUUCGUAGGCAUGCACAAUCACAUUUUCUAAGCAUGGGUUUCCUGUGUUUCAAGUGUCUAGCUGGACAUCUUGAAUGAUAUCAAUCACGUGUGGGUCCUCGUGGUAUUGGCAAGUUAAUUCAGCCUUCCAUCCUCCACCAAAAUCAACCAAGAUGUGGGCAUCACAGUUUAUAUUUAUCCUGCUGUCUUUAUUUGCCACGGGGGCUUUUGCCAUCUCUAACAGGGACACAAAGUUUGUGGCGGCCGUGUAUGAGCAUGUCUUCAUUGCAGCAGAAAACAAAUCUGUGGUACUGUCUAAGCAAGACGCAGUGGCGAUUGUCAUGCGCAACAUGGAUAUCUAUGAAUCCCAGAUGGAAAAAGCAAAACAAAAGAAUGCAAGCAUAAUUGUCUUUCCUGAGUAUGGCCUCACUGGUUUCAGUUAUACCCGCAAAUCUUUCAAGCCCUUUCUGGAGGAUAUUCCUGAUCCCACGAAGAUUGCCUGGAAUCCUUGCCAAAAUCCACAGACAAACCAUUCAACUCCAAUCCUGUAUCGCCUAAGUUGCUUGGCCAAACGAUAUGACAUGUACGUUGUAGUCAAUAUGGGAGACAUCAAACCAUGCCUUACCAAAACAGACCAAUAUUGCCCAACCGAUGGACGCUAUCAGUACAAUACCAACAUUGCAUUUGACAACAGGGGGAAACUAGUUGCUAGGUACCAUAAACAACAUCCCUUCAUGGUGGAGAUGGAAGUGAUCAACGUCCCACGUUUUCCAGAGUACAUCUCCUUUGACACUCCCUUUGGAAAAAUUGGUACGUUCAUAUGCUUUGAUGUGCUUUUUUAUGAUCCGGCAGUGACAUUAGUGAACAAGCAUGAGAUUGACCACGUCGUCUUUCCUACCGCUUGGUUCGAUGUACUUCCUCUUUUUUCAGCGAUUGGAUUCCACGGGUCAUGGGCUCGUGGUAUGCAAGUAAACUUCCUUGCAGCAAAUACUCACGUGCCGCCAUACUUGAACACCGGCAGUGGCAUUUAUAGUCCAAAUGGAGUGAAAAGCUACUACAGAAGUUUGUCAGAAAAUGGUUCACUUUCCAUUGCCACUUUGUCAAAAAAGCCACGGGACAAUCUACAGAAUACAUCGACAGGGAAUACAGAAAAAUUUAAAGAAGUGAAGAACAAUGAAGAUUCGUUCUAUUCUGACCUCUUCGGGGAUGUCUUCCUUUUCAGAGAGUUGAAAGAAUCAGAAGGAAGAUUGGAUGUAUGCUAUAAUAAAAGUGAGGUAUGUUGUGGUCUUAGCUACAAAAUGAAGACCAAGCGUGCAGACGAAAUGUAUGCUUUGGGUGUUUUUGAUGGCCUUCAUACAAAAGAAGGGCAGUACUAUCUACGAAUAUGCACGUUAAUCAAAUGCCAUGGGCUUGACCGCAAGACAUGUGGACAGCGCACAUACAAUGCAAGAACCAUCUUUGAGUCCUUUACUCUCAAAAGCCAACUCAAUACCCGUUACGUCUUUCCUCAAGUUGUAGCUGAUGGAGUAUCACUUUUGCCCGGGCAAUGGGAACACGACAGGCCUGUGACGUACUUGAAGAGCAAACAUCAGUUGAGCCAAAGUCUUUUGACGGCAGCUCUUUUUGGACGCGUGUACGAACUAGAUGUCAACAAAUCUGUGCCAUCGUCUGGGGCACAUAUGAUUAACAACGUUAUCCUCAUUUGCAUUCUUGUACUGUUGGGUAGUUUUGAGAGUUCAAAUAUUUAUGUGAUUUACUACUUUCGAUCGUUUGAACAAUUUGAAAAAGAAUUCAUCUAUAAAUGAAAUAUCUGAUUCCUUGACGCCCAACAAUAACGCAAAGAAACAUUAUUUUCAUUUUAGUGAGUGUGCAAGAACACGGCUGGCCACUCGAUUUACCUUGUUAGAUUGUCCUUGACUUCACCUGAUUAAAAUACAUGUUUUCGUG